AGUCAUUCUUCGCAAGUCUUAACGGUACUCUCUCUAUAAACCCCCCCUUAUCGUUUCACUGUGGAAGGCUGUGCGAGGAUGAAUUCGUGAAGCACACAUGCAAAGGCCUGCAAUUUCUACGGAGACAGCCGGGGAAUCUUGACCAGCAAAGGAAAACCCUCUUCAUUCUCACUCCAUAAAAGAAUGCUUAGAGGGUAUUCUCUGGUAAUCGGAUCCUCUGUGACCACCAACACCAAUACAACAACCGAUGAGCCAAGAAAGAACGGUUUGCGGCGCGGUAAGUGGGUCCUGCGGUCAGUUCGAAGACCUAGAGGUCAACGCCUGUCACUCAAGCUUGAGCCCGCAACUCCAAUCUCAAAGAGGACACGAGCUGGUCCAUCUCCUGUGCCCUCUGCAAACUCCGUCACCGGUGAGAACAAUGUCCAAGUGGAAAGAAGCAUCAUAGAAUUGGAGAUCAAGCAAGAUAAGAAAACCGUCAUAGGAAAAAGCAGGACCAUCACAGAUCAUAUUAACAGCAAUUCCAAUUCUCAGAAAACCCAAGUAGAUGAACUCCCCCCACUUGUGGGUGCAUUAAAAUCUUCAGCACAACAAAAUGCUGCUAGUUUCCACUUCCCCGGGCAUAACAGAGGACGGGCUGCACCGUCAUCUUUAAGUCAGCUUAUCGGUGAAAGGCCAUUUUUUCAUGAUCUACCUGAGCUUCCAGAGCUUGACAACCUAUUUUCUCCAGCAGGGCCCAUUUUAGAUGCGCAAAAACAAGCAGCCAAACUGUUUGGCGCAUCUGAGACAUGGUUCCUUGUUGGGGGUACAACUUGUGGAAUCCAAGCAGCAGUUAUGGCUACAUGUUCCCCUGGAGACUACCUUAUUCUCCCCCGGAAUUCCCAUAUAUCUGCCAUCUCUGCUAUGGUAUUGUCGGGUGCAUUACCCAAGUACAUUAUUCCGGAGUACGAUUUUGAUUGGGACAUUGCUGGUGGGGUCACUCCAUCCCAGGUAGAUAAAGCAAUCCAGGAAUUGGGAAAGGAAGGUCGAAAACCCGCUGCAGUUUUUGUCACCUCCCCAACUUACCACGGUGUAUGCAGCAAUUUGAGUGAGAUUUCGCAGCUUUGUCAUUUGCAUAGAAUUCCCUUGAUUGUCGAUGAGGCUCACGGGGCCCAUCUAGGAUUUCAUCCCCGACUACCUUAUCCAGCCCUCCAUCAAGGGGCUGAUAUUGCUGUGCAAUCAACUCACAAAGUCUUGUGCUCUCUUACACAGUCAUCAAUGUUACACAUGUCAGGAGAUAUUGUAGAUAGAGAUAGAAUAUGCAGAUGCCUUCAAACUCUUGAAAGCACUAGCCCAAGUUAUCUGCUUUUAGCAUCAUUGGAUGCUGCUAGGGCUCAACUUAGUGCAAGUCCAGGAACAGUUUUCAACCAAGCAAUGGAAUUAGCAGUCGAAACCAAAAACACUAUCAACGAAAUUCCAGGUAUUUCAGUCCUAGAUUUCCCAAGGUUCUCCAAUUUUCCCGCCAUUGAUCCCCUGAGGGUUAGUAUUGGUGUAUGGUUGCUUGGACUAUCUGGUUUUGAAGCCGACGAAAUCUUAUGUAGGGAAUAUGGGGUUGUUACUGAACUUACUGGGACCCGAUCUAUUACAUUAGCUAUUAACUUGGGAACUUGUAGAGAGCACGUCCAAAGGCUCGUGUCAGGAUUGAGAAAUUUAUCGGCAACUAAUUUCUUACCAACAGUUCACCAAGGAGAAAAAAGAGAAACGGAGUACGCCGUGCCCUUUAAUAAUGACGAUAUUAGUAGUAACAUAAGGUUGAGUCCCCGAGACGCCUUCUUUGCAAGGAAAAGAAAGGUGAGUAUCAAAGAGAGCAUUGGGGAAGUAUGCGGGGAACUUAUAUGCCCAUACCCUCCGGGUAUUCCAUUGAUCAUCCCCGGUGAGCUCAUCACGGAAGCAGCAUUGAAUUAUCUGCUACAUCUGAGAAGAUGCAAGGGUGCUGUUAUUAGUGGAGCUGCAGAUCCUCUCCUCUCUUCCGUUGUCAUUUGUAGUAGUGGCUAAUAAGCCCCCCCCCCCCCCCCCCCACAUCCCUCUCUCUCUCUCUCUCCAGUAGGAUAAGGCAUGGGACCUGCUGUCCCCUGGGACAUUCACAACACAGAGUGGUAGACUUCUUCCAUUGUCUAUAGUACAUUCCUGCAUUUCAGUAAGAUGGGUUGACAAGCCGAACUCAUUGGUGAGAGAGAGCCUACUAGACUACACUGAUCGCCGAGGAUAACCAUAUCGGGUUAAGGACACUGGCACGGGAAGAAGCCUAGGUUCCCUUUCUAUCUGCCCCACGCCGCUGCUUUCUAGCACCAGGGGUUGGAGAAGAUGCUCUAAAUGUCAUCCCCUCUGUGUGUCUGUGUGUGUGGCAAAUAGCAAUGCCUGGAGUAUCUCAACUCCGACAGUGGAAGCAAACAAUGUUUCCCCAGAAGACGGGGUUAAUCUUGAUUAGUGCAGGGGUAGAAGUUUAUUGAAUGCUUAAUAGUGAUGGAGAGUAGGACCCCUUGGUCCAUCCGGAUUGAUAUACAUGGAGAGAUUUGCAAUGACAUCAAAUGAAUUGCUUUUGACAUUUAAUUUGGUAAGAUGGUCCCGACAGAUGUGCGGUGGUGUCCUCUACAGAUUGUGGUGUGACAGGACAAUAUUCCCUGAUGACAGUACUGCACUACACUUCCACUUUUAUUGUAUGUAGGAUCAGAAUUGGAAUAUUCACGUGACCUUUGCCAUGGGCUUUUUGUGUUUGUAUUCUUCUUUGAUCCCAGUGCUGAAGCUCAUCAUUCAAUCUAUCA
Molecule: messenger RNA, 2798 nt
Organism: Rhododendron vialii
Lineage: Eukaryota; Viridiplantae; Streptophyta; Magnoliopsida; Ericales; Ericaceae
Exons: 4
Coding region: 184-2031 (615 amino acids)
Molecular function (GO): catalytic activity
Source: RefSeq, a predicted model, not a curated record